GCGGCGGCAGGAGGAGGAGGAGGAGGAGGAGCAGAGGGGAAGCGCGGCAGCCGCCUCCGCCGCCCCGCGCAUCUCUCGGGCGCCGCCGCCGCCGCAGCCAGGCGAGGCAGGCAGGCAGGCGAGGCGGGCAGGCGCCGGGAGAAUGCGCGCUCCUUCCCAGCCGCCGCCGCCGCCGCUUCUUCUCGCUCGCCGCCCGCGGGACUGAGCGCCGCUGGACGCCGGGGCGGGCGAGCUGGCUGGCCGGCCGGCCGGCGGAGACUCUCUCCCGGAGCAGCGGAGAGAUUGGAUGCCGGGGCGGGCGCUGGCGGCCUCUGGCUCCCGGGCCGGGCAGGACGCGAAGGUUUCUUGCACCUGGGAGCUCAGAAGCGACUCCUGUAAUUUGCCUCACAAGGGAAUAAACCUGCUUUUCCUCCAAACUCAGCGCUUCUACUGAACCUACAUUCUCACGAGAGACCUUAUUAGUCUCCAACGUCUUGUGGGAAAGGAAAGUCUGUAAUUUUGGACCACUCUAAAAAAAAAUUGGCAACCUUCAAGUUCCUGGGAUUCUACUAAGGACUCUUGUCGACACAGAAGACCUUGGCCGGACUGCUGUUCCUGUGCAUGAUUGGACCAGCGAGGGGAAGAUCAGCACUGCAUCUCUGGAAACUGGUCAUCCUACACUUGCUUAGGUAAAAGAUAGGAUGGUGGCGGGGAAGUGGAGCAUGUAUUGCCCAAUCUUGGCCUGUUGGCAGCCGAUUCUCAUCUUGAUGUUGGGAUCCAUCCUCUCAGGCUCUGCCACAGGUUGUCCACCCCGCUGUGACUGCUCUGCCCAGGAACGCUCGGUGACUUGCCACCGGAAGCGAUACAUGACCGUUCCUGAGGGCAUCCCUACCGAGACCAAGCUCUUGGAUUUGGGGAAAAACCGCAUCAAGACUCUGAACCAGGAUGAGUUUGUCAAUUUUCCUCACUUGGAGGAGUUGGAGUUAAACGAGAAUAUUAUCAGUGGCAUUGAGCCCGGGGCUUUCAAUAACCUCUUCAACCUCAGGACUCUCGGUCUUAGGAGCAACCGGCUCAAACUUAUCCCCCUUGGGGUAUUUACGGGACUCAGUAACCUCACCAAGUUGGACAUUAGUGAGAACAAAAUUGUGAUUCUUCUGGAUUAUAUGUUCCAGGACUUGUACAACCUCAAGUCUUUGGAGGUUGGGGACAAUGAUCUUGUCUAUAUUUCCCACCGGGCUUUUAGUGGCCUCAACAGUUUAGAACAUCUGACCUUGGAGAAAUGCAACUUGACCUCCAUCCCAACGGAAGCCCUUUCUCACUUGCAUGGCUUAAUUGUGCUACAGCUGCGCCACCUGAAUAUUAACGCCAUCAGGGAUUACUCCUUUAAAAGGCUGUAUCGACUUAAGAUCCUGGAGAUUUCACAUUGGCCCUAUCUAGACACCAUGACAUCCAACUGCCUGUAUGGACUCAACCUGACAUCUCUGUCCAUCACCCACUGCAACCUGACAUCAGUACCUUACGUCUCCUUGAGGCACCUCGUCUAUCUCAGGUUUCUGAACCUGUCCUACAACCCCAUUGUCAGCAUCGAAGGCUCCAUGCUUCACGACCUACUCAGGCUUCAGGAGAUACAGUUGGUGGGGGGACAACUCUCCGUGGUGGAACCAUAUGCCUUCCGGGGCCUGAACUACUUGCGGAUCUUGAACGUUUCAGGGAAUCUUCUGAACACACUGGAAGAAUCAGCCUUCCAUUCUGUGGGGAAUCUGGAAACCCUUAUCAUAGAUAAUAAUCCUUUGGCCUGUGACUGCCGACUUCUCUGGAUCUUCCGACGUCGCUGGAGGCUGAACUUCAAUAAGCGGCAACCUACCUGCGCGACUCCUGAAUUUGUCCAGGGGAAACAGUUCAAGGAUUUUUCCGAGGCACUCCUGCCAAACUACUUCAUUUGUCGCCGGUCGCGGAUACGGGACCGCAAACCCCAGCAGAUCUUUGUGGACGAGGGCCACACCGUGCAGUUCAUCUGCCGUGCAGAUGGAGACCCACCUCCGGUCAUCAUGUGGCUGUCACCAAGGAAGCACCUCAUCUCGACCAAAACCAACGGGCGGCUCACCGUCUUCCCCGAUGGCACUCUGGAGGUACGCUAUGCCCAGAUUCAGGACAAUGGCACCUACCUAUGCAUCGCCAGCAAUGCUGGAGGCAACGACACCAUGCUGGCUCACCUGCACGUCCGCAGUUAUUCCCCCGACUGGCCCCACCAACCCAAUAAGACCUUCGCUUUCAUCUCCAACCAGCCGAACGAGAGCGAUGCCAACAGCACGCGUGCCACCGUGCCUUUCCCCUUCGACAUCAAGACCCUCAUCAUUGCCACCACCAUGGGCUUCAUCUCCUUCCUGGGAGUCGUGCUCUUCUGCCUGGUGCUCCUCUUCCUUUGGAGCAGAGGCAAAGGGAACACUAAGCACAAUAUUGAAAUCGAGUAUGUCCCACGGAAAUCCGAUGCAGGCAUCAGUUCCGCUGCUGAUGCGCCGCGCAAGUUCAACAUGAAAAUGAUCUGAGGAUGAAGAACCGGAGAACAGAAACACCACUACUAAGGACAGGCAGUGUUCUUUUUUAUCAAACGAUGACGGUGACUACAAACAGUCAACACAAAUGCCAACCUCUCUUCUCUCCACUCGGCUCUCCCAGCCCCCUCCUUCUCUCCCCACAAUCCCGCAUUACUUCCUCCUCCUCCUCCUCCUCCUCCUCCUUUUCCUUGUCCUCCUUUGUGAAAAUGUUCUGAUGACGUCUCCAGAAUCUUCCCCUGUUUGUAGGACACAACUCUGAAGGACUCCUGUGCCGAUCUUAAAAGACAGCAGCAAACUGAAAAAAAACAAAAAUUCAAAACAACAAACCAUAAAAAGUUACAUACUUCCUCUGUAACUUUUGAUUUCAAUAAUUACGGAUUUUUAUGAAAACUUGAAAUAAUAAAAAAGAAAAACCUAUUUCCUAUAGCUAGUUGGAAUGCAACAUCGUGACUUUUUGAUCUGUGCGCUUCCUUUUAUUUUGGUCCUUCCUUUCAAACCUGGAUCAGAGUGGCUCAGUUCAGAUAGAAAUAAGGAUUACCUAUUAAUA
Messenger RNA from Ahaetulla prasina, 3081 nucleotides. RefSeq names its product leucine rich repeat and Ig domain containing 1 (gene LINGO1). The record is from RefSeq and is a predicted model, not a curated record. Gene Ontology annotation, molecular function: protein binding. Lineage: Eukaryota; Metazoa; Chordata; Lepidosauria; Squamata; Colubridae. The transcript is spliced from 5 exons. The coding region runs from base 681 to 2525 and encodes 614 amino acids. Gene Ontology annotation, cellular component: extracellular matrix.